AUGAUCGUCCUGAUUCGCUUAUCCAAUCCGAAUCUGAUGUGCAGUCAACGCCAAAUCAUUCCAAACGGUACGAUCGAGUCAUGUGUGCAUUCCUAUGAGCAUUCCGUUUUCCUAAAUCCGAUGGAUAUGAAUAGCACAGAUUAUUCCUCUUGGAAUGAUACGCUAACUUUUGUACCGUACAGUCUAUUCUAUUAUUCGUUCAUCUAUCGUAUUGUUGGUACAGUCGCCCUGGCAUUCAUACUGACCGUUGGACUGAUCGGGAAUGGUCUGGUCAUUCUGGUCGUGGUUAUGUCGCCGGGAUUGCACACACCGACCAAUUGUUAUCUGGUCUCCUUGUCCGCCAGUGAUCUGAUUGUCCUCCUGUCCACCACCACACUCACCAUGAAAGAAUUCUACAUGCCAGUUGGUCAGUGGGAUUUGGGUCAAACAGUGUGCCAGAUCGCCGUGUGUAUUCAAUACCUGGCCGCCGCGGUAUCCGCACUCUCAAUCUGCGCGUUCUCCAUCGAACGAUGGGUCGGAAUUUGUUAUCCGAUCCGGGCACAGUAUAUUUGCACAGUGAAUCGUGCCGUACGGAUCAUUAGUGGGAUUUGGAUUUUUUCCAGCCUCUACAAUAUGCCUUGGUUGUUCAUGACCAGUACAAUUGUGAUUCCCAGUGGUAAUCCAUCCGUACCCCCGUACGAGAAGUGUACAUUUCGUUUUCCACAUACCGCCUAUCAGGUUGUGUACACAGCCGAUUUCAUCCUGUUCUAUGUUGUCCCCCUUCUGGUCACAUCCAUCAUGUACAUCCAAAUUUGUUGGUUCCUGUUCCGUGGCCAUGAGCACAAUUUGACCACAUUGACUAAUGCCACUCGACCGGUGGUCCCUACGGCGGCCGACUGUACGACAAAUACAAUGAGCACCGCACUUUCACAGCAACAUAUCCAAAUGUGUCAUUUGUUGAGUCGCGUUCGAGCUCGAAAACAAGAACGAGUUUCUUAUGGUUCAGCCACGAAGUACCCUAAUUUGGAGAUAAGUGAUACACAACACAAAGAACAGGCAAACUUUCUCAUUGCGGAGCACUACGAACGAUAA
Messenger RNA from Echinostoma caproni, 1071 nucleotides. The record is from the annotation of a GenBank genome assembly. Lineage: Eukaryota; Metazoa; Platyhelminthes; Trematoda; Plagiorchiida; Echinostomatidae.